Aspergillus ibericus CBS 121593 is the source of this 456-nucleotide messenger RNA. RefSeq lists its product as uncharacterized. NCBI's taxonomy places the organism in Eukaryota, Fungi, Ascomycota, Eurotiomycetes, Eurotiales, Aspergillaceae. Bases 12 to 266 code for a protein of 84 amino acids. The transcript has a single exon. The record is from RefSeq and is a predicted model, not a curated record.
CACCCACCAAAAUGAACCCCGAACCCCCCACCACCACCAAAAAACGCCCCGUCUCACCUUCUCCCCUCCCCGCCCGCAAACGCACCACAACCACAGCCCCAACACCCGCCGACCCCAGCCUCGACCGCGUCAUAGCCCUGGAUCUCAAAAUCUACGAGCUUCGGACCAGCAUCAGGCGCAUGGUCGAGGAGACGAACGUCCAGAGACGGGAAAUGGGAUGGAUGAUGGGGUGCUGUGGAGAGUGUUGUAUUCGGCGGCGAAAUUGAAUAAAAUAGGAUAGGGUUGAAUAGGGAUAGCUCGGUGGGAGGGGAUCUAAUGUGAAGGGGAGGUUAUAUUGUCAUUGCUGGGGGUUGGUUGGUUGGUAACCUGAUGUAGAUCAUACUACAAAGUACUUGCUGGAAGCUGUGUUUGUCCAGGGAAAUGGUGUCGCUGCUGGUACAGCAGACUCUAGUCAGC